UAAAAGACUUAUAUUUAGGAACAGAGGUAGUAUGAUUUAUAUGAAUUAUAAAGUACGUCUUUUGAUCUAUGUUGUAUGAGAUUAUAUGAAUUUGAAGAUUUUUUUGUGUGGAAAAGGCUGUGAAAGCUGGCAAAUGAGAGAUGGCCGUCGGCGGACUAUAUAUUGUGGGCCAAAUCUGUGAAGUGUGAUCGUAGGUGUUGUUAUCGUAGGUCUACGUAAGACUUGAUCAAUGAUUGAAGACACUGCAGUGGCGAGCAGCAGCCCUAGAAAUGACCUUGCAGCGUGUAGUACACUGGCGAGAUGCAGGCUCUGGAGCAUGCAUUGAUCAGGGUCAGGGUGGGGUGGUAGCUGUCUGUAAACUGUUCCUACUGCUAUAUGCAUUCAUAUCACUGGGUGAACUCCUCUUGGAAGAUAAAAUUACUGGGUGAAUUCUUCCGUGGCACAUGUUGCUAUUAUUUGCGGCUCACCCUCUGCUUCUCUACUUCCUCUCCCAUCGUCACUCUCCCUCCCGAGCUCUGCCCCCUUCCCCUUCUAGCCUCCGCCGCUCUAUCCCGGCCAUCUUCCCCGCCUCGCUGCGAGCGACUGCCCUGCCAGGGCUCCACCUGACGGUAACCCGUUCCUUUCGUCUUCUGUGUACACUUGUCAACUAUGGCAAAAUAUUUCUGCCCAUGACGACUUUGACGGACUCUGGUGUCCGGUCAACCCCAUGGUUGAGAGCCGCAAGAACACAGUUCCUCGAUCGGUUUAUAUGGUACUUCUUGAUCUUUAAUUCCCCACGGUUAAUUUCUGCAGCUGUUUCCUAUCCUUGAGCCUGAAAUUACCUGCGCCAAAAGUGGUUGUAAAACUCAUGCUGCUGUGAGCUUGUUACUUUGCUCUUUCACAAGCAUAUAUGUGGAAGAAGUCUCAAUGGGCAAGACCCUUCCUGUCAUUUUCACCCUCCUACUGUUGAUUUGUUUAUGCAAAUCCGAUGACCGCCUAACACCGGCGAAGCCACUCUUGCCGGGCGACAAGCUCGUCUCAAACAAUGGCAUUUUCGCUCUUGGCUUCUUCUCCUCGGACCCAGAGAACUCUAGGGCCGCAAACUCUUACUUAGGCAUAUGGUACCACGACAUCCCGGAGAGGACAUAUGUGUGGGUGGCCAACCGCGACAACCCGAUCGGCAGCGGUUUGUCGGGGAAGUUGGUUCUGACAAACACCUCUGAUCUCGUCUUGUCAGACUCCAAAGGCCGUGUCCUCUGGAGGACGACGAACAACAUCACCACCGGCGGUGACGGGGCCGUGGCGCUGCUGCUCGAGGCGGGGAACUUUGUCCUCCAAUUGCGCAAUUUCACACAGAUAUGGCAGAGCUAUGAUCACCCGACCGACACCAUCCUCCCCAGCUUCAAGUUAUGGGCCAACUACAAGGUACACACAGCAGUGCGCCUCGUCGCUUGGAAGGGUCCUCAGGACCCGUCCACCGGGAUGUUCUUCCUCAGUCGUGAUCCCGGCACGGGCCUCCAGGUCCUCACCUUGCGCGGGAGAAGCAAGUACUGGCGCAGCGGGCUGUGGAAUGGUGCGGAAGCCUCAGACAAGAACGGGUUCAUGUGGUCCCAGAUUGUCGAUGACGGGGAGACCAUCUACUCGACGUACAACACGGGCAACAGCUCCGCCCGGAGGUCGCACUGGAAGCUGGACUACAAUGGCGACUUGAUGCUGAGGAUCUGGAGCGGCCAGUCAUGGAUGCCUCUGUUCAAGCGCCCAGAUUCUGGCUGCCGCCGCUACGGUUCAUGUGGUCCGUUCGGGUACUGCGACAUGUUCGACAAGAUCUGCAGGUGCCUGGAUGGGUUCCAGCCGGCAGAUGGCUUCGGCGCUAUCCCCUCCAGAGGAUGCGUGAGAAAGGAGAACCUGACAUGCCGUGGUGACCAUUUCUUGACUUUGCCGGAGAUGAAGGUGCCUGACAAGUUUGUGUAUGUGAGGAACAGAAGCUUCGAGGAGUGCACCGCUGAUUGUGAGCGUGACUGCUCCUGCACCGCGUAUGCUUACACCAACCUGAGCAGUAUCGUCGCAACCGGUGGCCCGUCAAGAUGCUUGAUCUGGACAGGGGAGCUUGUUGACUCUGAGAAGGCCGGUAUGCUUGGUGGCAACCUGUACCUUCGGCUUGCUGGCUCUCAAGAACGCAGUCCUGCAGUAAACAACACGAAGAGCGGUGUCGGUGUGGUAUUCAAGAUCGCACUCCCAGUUAUAUUUGUCCUGCUGACACUCAUAUGCAUAUAUCUCGUCUGCAUAUGGAAGCCAAAAGCAGGGAUACAAGUAAAAAAUGAAACCCUGAAAAGACCGGCCCUGGAACACUUGGAUCAAAAUUUGGAAUUCCGGUCUAUUAGGUUCCAAGACAUUGCCACUGCAACAAACAGUUUCCAUGACACAAACGUACUUGGAAAAGGAGGUUUUGGCAAAGUCUAUAAGGGAACACUAGAAGAUGGAAAGGAAGUUGCUGUUAAAAGGCUUAGCAAGGGUUCUGAUCAGGGGAUAGAGCAUUUUAGAAACGAAGUGGUUCUUAUUGCCAAACUGCAGCACAAGAAUCUAGUUAGACUUCUUGGUUGCUGUAUUCAUGAGGAUGAGAAGUUGCUUAUUUAUGAAUACCUGCCCAACAAAAGCCUGGACCAGUUUCUUUUUGAUAUUGCAAGGAAGUCUAUGCUUGAUUGGCCAAAAAGGUUCAACAUAAUCAAAGGGGUAGCUAGAGGACUUAUGUAUCUCCACCAAGAUUCGAGAACGACUAUAAUCCAUAGAGACCUCAAACCAAGCAACAUCCUGCUAGACGUGCAGAUGAAUCCGAAAAUAUCAGAUUUUGGAAUGGCAAGGAUCUUUGGAGGCAACGAGCAACAAGAAAGUACCAGACGAGUUGUUGGAACGUACGGGUACAUGUCGCCUGAGUAUGCGAUGGAGGGCAUUUUCUCCGUCAAGUCCGACACCUACAGCUUUGGUAUUUUGCUACUAGAGAUUGUAAGCGGAUUAAAGAUCAGCUCACCUCAUCACCUUGUGAUGGACUUUUCAAAUCUCAUAUCAUGUGCAUGGAACUUGUGGGCAGAUGGCAAAGUGAAGGAUUUCGUGGACGCAGCCGUAAUGGAGAGCUACUCGCUUGAUGAAGUGUCCAAGUGCAUCCAUGUUGGGCUCUUGUGUGUCCAGGACAGCUCCAGUGCUCGGCCUCACAUGUCAUCCGUUGUGUCUAUGCUCGACAGUGAAGCCACGCCUCGUGCAGCUCCCAAGCAACCUACGUAUUUCGCGCAAAUAAAUUACGAAACUAGUGACGCGACAGAAGAUUUGGAAAACUCUGCCAAUGGUGUGAGCCUUACGGCACUAGAAGGACGAUAACUGGCUCAUCUAACUGUGCCAUUCCCUAUUAAUUAUUAAGAUUUACUUAUAUUCUACGCAAUGCACUUUAUUGAAGAUUUGCGUCCUUCUUUUCCUUGUUGGCUAUGGCAUUGAGCCCACUUAUGUUGGGUUGUACUGUUGACACUGGUUGAGUACUUUUUGUCAAAUUAAUUGAGCGAUAAAUGCUUUUU
Messenger RNA from Hordeum vulgare subsp. vulgare (domesticated barley), 3539 nucleotides. Its product is annotated as G-type lectin S-receptor-like serine/threonine-protein kinase B120. Gene Ontology annotation, molecular function: ATP binding; protein serine/threonine kinase activity. The transcript has 7 exons. The coding region runs from base 907 to 3348 and encodes 813 amino acids. Lineage: Eukaryota; Viridiplantae; Streptophyta; Magnoliopsida; Poales; Poaceae. The record is from RefSeq and is a predicted model, not a curated record. Gene Ontology annotation, biological process: recognition of pollen; protein phosphorylation.